AUGUCGUCCAAGCACUUCUUCUCGGACCCAACUCACCUUGUCCUAUCUGCCCUCCGCUCCCUCACUCUCACCAACCCAUCUCUAGCCUUUGAUGAAGAGCAAAAGGUCAUCUUUCGCCGCCCCGAAACCACAAACAGGUCAAAUGUUGCUGUGAUCAGCGGUGGAGGCUCUGGCCACGAGCCUGCCUUUGCCGGCUAUGUAGGCAAGGGCUUCCUGACUGCUUCCGUCGCAGGAACGAUCUUUGCCUCUCCUUCUGCCGAGCAAAUCAGCCGAGCCGCCAUCGACUGCGUCGACACAGACAAGGGCGUUCUCAUUAUUCCAAUGAACUACACUGGAGACGUCCUUCACUUCGGUAUGGCCGUCGAAAAGACUAAGGCAGCCGGCCGGAAGGCUGAGUUCUUUGCUAUCGGCGAUGAUGUCGGCGUCGGGCGCUCCAAGGGUGGUAAGGUUGGUCGACGUGGUCUUGCUGGAGGUAUUCUAGUUCUAAAGAUCGCUAGUGCGUUGGCAGAAACUGGAGCAUCGUUGGAGGAUGUCCACCGCAUUGCACAGUUUACAAAUGCCAACACCGUCACUCUAGGCUCCUCUCUUGAACACGUACAUGUCCCUGGUCGCGACGUGUCGUCCGAGUUUGUGCCCGAUGACGAGGUUGAAGUGGGUAUGGGAAUUCACAAUGAGCCUGGCUCGCACCGUAUGAAGUCGUUCAGCUUGCCCUCACUCGUCAAGACAAUGCUUCUUCAACUUCUGGACCACAAUGACCCAGACCGUGCCUGGUUGAUACGUGAGCCUGGUGAUAAGUUUGUUCUGUUGAUCAAUAAUCUGGGUAGUGUCAGCACCCUUGAAUUGUCCGGUAUCACCGCCGAGGUUUCCUUGCAGCUUGCCAGAGAUUACGAUAUCAGGCCUGUCAGGACAUUGCAAGGCACAUAUCUAACGAGUCUAAACGGUCUUGGUUUCAGCAUUUCGCUUCUGCGGCUUGCUGAUACCGGACUGGGUCCUGGCAAAUCCUUACUGGAACUUCUCGAUACACCCACCGAAGCAGUUGGCUGGGCUGCUCCGAUCCAUAAGUCGACUUGGGAGAAGCAUGCUUCAGAUGGACCGGUGGAACUGAAGAAAGCUGAUUUGGCUCAUGACCUGCCUAGUAAUUUGAAAGUCGACCCUGCUAUCCUCAAAAAGAGCUUAUCAGCCGGUCUUAGGCGUCUCAUCGAUGCAGAACCAAAGAUCACUAAAUAUGAUACCAUUGUCGGCGACGGUGACUGCGGUGUUGGCUUGAAACGCGGUGCCGAGGCUGUCCUCAAAGUCGUCGAGGGUAAUGAUAUCAAUGACGAUGUGGCUAUCACAGCGCAUAAGAUUGUCGGCGCCGUUGAAGCCACCAUGGACGGCACCUCGGGCGCUAUCUACGCCAUCUUCCUAAACGCUCUCGUCCACGGUCUCCGCGCACAAGACACCGCUGGGUCGCCCAUACCCGUGGAUGCAAAAAUUUGGGGCCAAGCUUUGAAAUCAGCUGUAACUGCAUUGGCCAAAUACACGCCCGCACAAGUUGGUGACCGCACAUUGGUCGAUGCUCUCGUCCCAUUCUGUGACACCCUUUCCAAGACUGCCGAUGUCCACGCUGCCGCAAAGGCUGCUCAAGAAGGCACCGAGGCUACAAAGCACCUCAAGGCUAGCCUUGGUCGUACUGUGUAUGUCGGAAGCGAAGAAGAGUGGUUGGGCAAGGUUCCCGACCCAGGUGCCUAUGGCUUGUCUGAGUUCCUGAGCGGGCUUGCGGACAGCUUGUAA
This is a messenger RNA of Talaromyces atroroseus, 1773 nucleotides long. RefSeq lists its product as hypothetical. Gene Ontology annotation, cellular component: cytosol. The transcript has 4 exons. Gene Ontology annotation, molecular function: ATP binding; glycerone kinase activity. Lineage: Eukaryota; Fungi; Ascomycota; Eurotiomycetes; Eurotiales; Trichocomaceae. The record is from RefSeq and is a predicted model, not a curated record. Bases 1 to 1773 code for a protein of 590 amino acids. Gene Ontology annotation, biological process: glycerol catabolic process.